GAUCGCCCCCGACGACCACCGGUACAGCAGCCAGGUUGAACCCGCUAAGCUUGCCCACCUAGCGCCUCGCAUGCGGGAUGUCUUGGACGUUGCGUGGGCCUGGAGGCUCAAGAACGGCUUCCCCGCCGAGGGUUUCUACAGCGAUCCGUCGCAGGACAUCCGGCGAAUGCCGUGGUCGAGUGACAUAAAAACUUUCACGAGGUCGUCGACCAUAUGGGACUUCCACAACGCACGCUUUCUGAAAAAGUAUGACAAGCUGUUGCUGCACGGGUAUCCCGUGAACGAGAUGGACUUCCUGGGCUUCGACACAGGCGUGAACACAUGGGCUGGUGAAGGUAUGUUCCUGCCUUCAAUCGGGUCGGUUCUCCUCGGAUAUUUUCUGAACCCCCGCGCUCCGUGGUGGAAGGAGGGGCCUGUCCAGGGCACGGGCGCGGGCGAAACCGCCGCGUAGCCCUUCGG
Molecule: messenger RNA, 459 nt
Organism: Prorocentrum cordatum
Lineage: Eukaryota; Dinophyceae; Prorocentrales; Prorocentraceae
Source: the annotation of a GenBank genome assembly